AUGGCUUACCCUCUACUCGGAGUCUCAGAACAAAAGCCAGAAGGCAAGAUGACAGACGGUCAUGCUGAAGCCGCGGUUGACAUUUCCCGCCAGGUCUCCAUGUCAACGAGGUCGCGAGACAGGUCCUCAGACUUCCCAACCUCCAGGCUUCCAACAGAGAUAUAUCAAAUGAUCGUUGAACAUAUUGUGCUGCACUUUGAUGAAUGCGACAACGAUCAAGUAGCAAUCCGGGCCAAGACUUUAUCAUCCCUAGCUUGUACUUCCACGACCCUCCAAUGCCUCACAGAACCAUAUCUCUACUCCUUUCCAGAAAGCUCACGACUGAAAAGCUCUCAAGGCCAAGAACACUUCCGACUAUCACUGGCAGUCGAUUCUCGUCGAGGAAACCUUGUCCAGGUUCUUGACUUUGUGUGGGACGCUAAGGUGUACUCUCGAACGCUUGUUAUCGACAUAGCACGACGGUGUCCAAAUUUACAUACUCUCCAUCUGAGCUUUCCUACGAAGGCUUCCCCGGAGGACGUAUUCAGCCAAGCUUAUGUCGAUAACUUGGCUGAUCUGUUCUUUGUCUGUCCGAAAGUCAAAAAACUGCGCCUGUCUACGUCUCACUCACCCUCAACGUAUGAAACGGAAGUUAUUCCAAUACCGGAACAGGACGGGCGGAUCGCCGAGUUUGCUGGACAGCUCUCCCAUGUCGAGUUGAGUGAUGGGGUUGCCUGGUUUAAGAUAGCCAUGCUGCCUUACCUGUCACGAAAUGUGAUAUCGUUCGUCAUGGUAAACCCUGGACCCGUGUAUCAUCCAGGCUUCCUCGAAACCCUAGGCCAACGCUGCCCAGUCUUGCAAAGUCUCAAGAUUAUGUGCUGGGGUGUAACCCCACUGGAACUAGAGAAACUCUGUAAAGCCUUAGGCUCGACACUCAAAGUGUUGUACCUGAAGGGUUUGUAUGCCGAUAGUGUCCUAAGCCGGUUCCUUCCCAACAUGCAAGUAUUGGAGCAUUUGAGAUUGGGCAACCCUUUCCCUCUAUAUGUCGAAGAUAUGGACGCCAUGUCUAGCCUAUCACAUCUGAGAACAUUUAUCGCAGACGGUGAUGAGGAUGAAGAAUUCAACAGUUACUUUCUGGAGGAAACGGGAGCAGACAGGGAUCGGGCUCUGGCUAGGUUCCUAUACGCAUGUAGGAUGACACUGGAGACUAUGUGGCUCGAUUCAGACGACCUUCUGAACAAGGAUGUCUUCGAGAACUUGAAGCCGGUGAGAAAUUUGGGUUCCGUGGGCUUAUCGUGGAGUGACGCUCUAGAGAGGGACGAAGUCGAGGGUCUCUUGGAGACUUGUCCUAAGCUUCAAGAGGUAUCGGAUAUUCGCAAGUGUGUUGAUGAUAUGUUAGAUGGGGACGGGUGGAACAGAUAUAAGCUGCGGAUUAACUAUCUUAGACCCAGAUGGUGCGUGAUGGAUUUUCCAUAUUGCAGUGCUGGCUGGUCAGAUAGCUUACGUUAG
This is a messenger RNA of Fusarium proliferatum ET1, 1488 nucleotides long. RefSeq lists its product as uncharacterized. Lineage: Eukaryota; Fungi; Ascomycota; Sordariomycetes; Hypocreales; Nectriaceae. The record is from RefSeq and is a predicted model, not a curated record. The transcript has a single exon. The coding region runs from base 1 to 1488 and encodes 495 amino acids.